Messenger RNA from Lontra canadensis (Northern American river otter), 1666 nucleotides. It is a transcript of the gene OSR1, whose product is annotated as odd-skipped related transcription factor 1. Gene Ontology annotation, biological process: urogenital system development; embryo development; regulation of transcription by RNA polymerase II. The coding region runs from base 321 to 1124 and encodes 267 amino acids. Gene Ontology annotation, molecular function: RNA polymerase II transcription regulatory region sequence-specific DNA binding; DNA-binding transcription factor activity, RNA polymerase II-specific. The record is from RefSeq and is a predicted model, not a curated record. Gene Ontology annotation, cellular component: nucleus. The transcript is spliced from 3 exons. NCBI's taxonomy places the organism in Eukaryota, Metazoa, Chordata, Mammalia, Carnivora, Mustelidae.
CUAAGGGAUGAGUGAGUCGGAGCUCGGUCUCUCCCCAGCAAGUUCUCAGCCGCUCCCGGUUCAGACCCAAACAGGGAGCCCCGAGCGGGGCUCACCAUCCCCCGAAGGGCAGGACUCCGGGGCAGUCGAGCGCUCCCGCGUGUCGGGCGCUCGGAGUCCCCGCAGCCGGAGAGGGGCCAGGGCUCUAGAGCUCCGGGGGUGCCUGUGGAAUCCAGCGCCUCUGGCUUCCCGGGUCCCCCGCAGCGGAGCCCCAGGGAGGCCCUCAGCCCGGGACCGCCGCGGAACAAGAUUGAGAUUGAGAACCGAGGGCAACUACCACAAUGGGCAGCAAAACCUUGCCAGCACCAGUGCCCAUUCACCCGUCUCUGCAGCUCACCAACUACUCCUUCCUUCAGGCAGUGAACGGCCUGCCCGCCGUGCCCUCGGACCACCUGCCCAACCUGUACGGCUUCAGUGCCUUGCACGCCGUGCACCUGCACCAGUGGGCGCUGGGCUACCCUGCCGUGCACUUGCCUCGCUCCUCUUUCUCCAAAGUGCCUGGCGCUGUGUCCAGCCUGGUGGACACACGCUUCCAGUUGCCUGCCUUUCCCUGGUUUCCUCACGUCAUCCAGCCGAAGCCCGAGAUCACCGUGGGAGGCAGCGGCCCCUCCGCGCUCAAGACCAAGCCACGCUUUGAUUUUGCCAACCUGGCUUUGGCUGCCACGCAAGAAGAUCCAUCCAAGCUUGGCCGGGGGGAGGGCCCCGGGUCCCCCGCUGGUGGGUUGGGUGCCCUCCUGGAUGUAACCAAGCUGUCCCCAGAAAAGAAGCCCACAAGGGGACGCCUGCCUUCCAAGACCAAGAAGGAGUUCGUCUGCAAGUUCUGUGGCCGCCACUUCACGAAGUCCUACAACCUCCUUAUCCACGAGCGGACGCACACGGAUGAGCGGCCCUACACCUGUGACAUCUGCCACAAAGCCUUCCGGAGACAAGACCACCUACGGGACCACAGAUAUAUUCACUCCAAAGAGAAGCCUUUCAAGUGUCAAGAGUGUGGGAAAGGAUUCUGCCAGUCCAGGACUCUCGCUGUCCACAAGACGCUACACUCACAGGUGAAGGAGCUCAAAACCUCCAAGAUCAAAUGCUAAAGAGAGCCUCUGGGUCACCAGUACCCUGGGUCACGCUGCCCCCUCGUCCGGAGGGACCAGAAGCCGAAGGCGACUCCGGCGGGCAGCAUGAGGGGUUCCCGGGAACUUUCCCCAUCCCAGACUUGUCCCCUGGGUCCCCGGCGCACGCGGAACUAGAGAGCCCCGCCACGAGCCGUGACCCCAGCCGCCCGGGCGGCUCCCCCAGGACGCGGCUAAAGUCUUGGCCAAAAGGCGGUACUCACGUGGCGGAAGGGAAACUGCAUUUAAAAAAAGAACGAAAGCUCCGCGGAGCCGUAGCGGCGCCUCUCCCAGAAGUAUUACUUUUUCUAUUGUUAUUUUAUACGUUUUCUUUAUUAUUUUUUUCUUUGACCAUAUAAGCUUGUAACUCUGCCUGCGGAGAGAGAGGGGAGAGGGAAAGGAGUUCUGCGCCUUCGCAGCUCCCACCUCCCCCUCCCGUCCCCAUCCCCACCCCCGGGAGCCUGCAAAAGUGUAAUCCGUGUAUCAGCUUCAGCAGCCCGGCCCUGGGGCCGCGGGGCCGCGGA